Schistosoma turkestanicum is the source of this 2135-nucleotide messenger RNA. The record is from the annotation of a GenBank genome assembly. NCBI's taxonomy places the organism in Eukaryota, Metazoa, Platyhelminthes, Trematoda, Strigeidida, Schistosomatidae.
UAAAUACUGCCGCGUGACCUAAGUGAAGGUCACAUUGGAGUUCACGAUGCCGAUCGUAUCUAUCUCUCAAUCGACUUUAUUCCAGAAACUUCAAAAGGAAUAUUCUCAAGAAGAAUUUGAAGAAUUAUGCUUCAGUUAUGGUCUUGAACUUGAUGAAGUUACUACUGAAAAAGAAUUAGUCACUCGUGAAAAAGGAAAAGAAAAGUCUAAAGGAUGUAGUACUGAACCAGUCUAUAAAGUCGAAAUACCUGCCAAUCGUUAUGAUUUACUCUGUCCUGAGGGUUUAUCUCGAGCUCUUAUGAUAUUCGAAUCUAAAAUGAAGCCUCCGGUUUUUGUCACUAAUAAGCCUCAGAAUCCCAUCCAGCUGCAUGUUUUACCAUCGACGCAAAGUGUUAGACCUUUUGUCGUUGCUGGUGUAUUAAGGAACAUUGUACUGGAUGAGUCUCGACUCAACAGCUUCAUUGAUCUCCAGGAGAAGCUCCACCAAAAUUUGUGCAGAAAGAGAUCUUUAGUCGCUAUCGGCGCACAUGAUUUGGACACUUUAAAUCCACCAUUCUUUUAUGAUGCUAAAUCUCCUAAUGAUAUUCGUUUUAAAGCAUUGAAUAAAACUGAAGAGCAUAGGGCUGAAGAAUUAAUGCAAAUUUUUUCAAAUGAUUCACAUUUAAAACAAUAUCUUCCAUUAAUUCAAGAUAAACCUAAAUAUCCAAUUAUUUUUGACAGUUCCAAUGUUGUCCUAUCAAUGCCUCCUAUAAUAAAUGGUGAUCAUUCUCGAAUUACCACAAAAACACGAAAUAUUUUCAUUGAAGCAACUGGUACUGACUUACACAAAGCUAUUGUUGUUCUUGACACACUGAUCACAAUGUUCUCUGAGUAUUGUAAAGAACCAUUCACCGCUGAAUCUGUCGAAAUUAUUCAACAUGAUGGUAGUCGUUACUUCUAUCCACGUCUAGAUUAUCGUGAUGAAGUUGUCAGUAUUGAUUACAUCAAUCGUCAAUUAGGUACCAGUUUUUCUGAAUCAGAAGUAAUCAAUUUAUUAAAUCGUAUGGGUUUCACAUGUACAAGUGUAUCUUCCAAUCAGUGUAAAGAUUCAGUGUCAGAUUUAUUAAUAACAGGUCAAAAUGUAACCGGUCUUAUCUCUGUACGUAUACCACCAACAAGACAUGAUAUUUUACAUGCAUGUGAUAUCGGUGAAGAUGUUGCUAUUGCAUUCGGUUAUGAUAAUAUACCGGAAUCAUUACCACAAACUUACUGUGUAGCUGGUAAUCAACCAAUCAGUCGUUUAACCGAUUUGAUUCGUGCUGAAAUAGCUCAAAUGGGAUUUACUGAAGUGUUAAGUUUCUCAUUAUGUUCCAGAGAAGAUGUCAGUACUAAACUAAGACAUAAAUUAGAUGAUAUUCCAGCGGUACACAUAUCUAAUCCGAAAACAUUUGAUUUUCAAGUUGUUAGAACUAGUUUAUUACCAGGAUUAUUGAAUACACUGGCCAGUAAUAGAAGUUUACCAUUACCUUUGAAAUUAUUUGAAGUUCAAGAUAUUGUAGUAAAAAAUCCAUCUAAAGAUGUUGGCGCCAGUAAUCAACGACGUAUUUGUGCAAUUUAUUAUAAUAAAAAUUCCGGUUUUGAAAUUAUUCAUGGUUUAUUAGAUAGAAUAAUGCAAUUAUUACAAAUUGAAUCAAUUUUAUCGAAAAAAAACACACUUGAAAAAUCUCAAUCGAAUUUCACCUAUAAACUGAAUGCUACUUCAGAUCCAACCUAUUUUGAUGGUCGUUGUGCGGAUAUUAUCUUGGAGCCUGGUAAUAAAACUAUUGGCCGACUAGGUAUUUUACAUCCUGAAGUGAUAAGAAAUUUUGAAUUAACAAUGCCUUGUUCAGCGUUAGAUUUCGAUUUGGAAGUGUUUCUUUGAACUCCCCCACCCGCGUGUCACAACACCACUGAUAAUUAUGUGUAGUAGUAGUAAAGUAGUAGUAUGCAAAUAAAAAUGCUUUUUGUACUUUUAAACGAAUGUAUUUCCUGAUAAAUAAUGAUGUAUAUCGUGCUUUGUUUUUUUUUCAAUAUUUUGUAAACGCUACUAAUGAAAAAAAUGAUUUUUAUUUCAAGACCAAUAUUGUCUUCUGAAUAAAAUCUCAUUGAUUGCAAUA